CGAAGGAGAGAUAGUAUGUCCUUUCUGUGACAUUUGAGUGUAUGUAUUUUAUAUGACAUUUGUUUAGUUCUAUUUUAGUAUCCUUCGAUUUUGGCUCUAUUUCAGUUUGUUCUUGCGUUAUGGAAUCAGCAUUAGCAGAUCUUCGCUUGGAGGAUGAGGAAGAAACGGGAGAGACGGUGGCAUGGGAGAUGGCCCAAGAAUCUGAAGUACAUAAUAAACAGUCUUAUUUCCUUCUGGAGGGGUGAUGAUCACAAAUAUUGGUGAGAAACGGUUUCUUUUUAGAUUCUACUGCGAAGUGGAUUGGGAUAAAGUUAUUAAUGGCAUUUCUUGAACUUUCAACAACCAUUUGUUACUAUUAGCAAAGAUUAAACCGAAUAAGGAACCAUUGGAGGUGCCUCUUCUUUCUACCGCUUUAUAGGUCCAGAUCCAUAAUCUUAGUCUGGGCAUGCAUUCGGAAUCUUUGGCGAGGCAGUUUGGAAACUUCCUUGGCACCUUUUUAGAGUAUGAUGCGAAUGCUAUUGUUGCGGGUUUUCAGAAUUUCAUGAGAGUUCGAGUGGAAAUUAAUGUCUGUAAAUCGUUGAAAAGGAGGAAAAAGCUUCUUUUUUCCAAAAUGAAGGAAUGCUAUGCCACCUUCAAAUAUGAAAAGCUCACUACUUUUUGUUUUCUAUAUGGAAGAUUAGGACAUGGUGAGAGUUAUUGUCCUAUUCGCAUGGUUGAAGGUAGUAAGGAUUUGCUGUUGGCAUGGGACAUUUCCUUGAAAGCGCCGCCUUGAAGGACGGUCGGCGACGACAGCAUCUGGCUGCUCAAACCUGGGGCAAUUGGGCGGAAAUUGUGGAAUUUUUGGAAGUAAUUAGUGGAGAAAUUUUAGGGAUUCUAAUCCCCCUAAAUUUAUGGUUGAUGUUGGCAGAUUUUUUAGGUUGAAUUUAGCUGGGAAAUCAAAUCUUCCCAAUAAGAAAUGCAAGUUGACUUGGACUUAAUGAAUGAAGGAAGUUUGGAGGAAAAUAGGCCAAUCUCGAUUAAUAAUGGUAAGAAACGACCCAGAUCAAAAAAUGUAUAAUCGGUUGCUUUCUCUAUGGAUUUGGGUGAGACUUUUGGCAAGCAGAACAUGUUUUGCCAAUCUGAACACUUAGUUGAACCUGCAGGGCAGGUUAGCCGAUCGCAAUGAAAAUCCUGAGUUGAAACGCUUGUGGGCAGGGGAACCCACGGUCUGUUCAUAGAAUUCAACAUUUGCUGAAGGGUUAUAAUCCCCAAAUUGUUUUUCUUAUUGAGAUGAAAGUGGAUGAGGUUUGAAUGGACAGACUUCGGGAGAAAUUCAAUUAUAAAAAUAGGAUUGAUGUUUCGGCAAGUGGCUCCCGCAAUGGUUUGACGUUGGGGUGGAAAGAUGGUAUUUCCGUUUCUUUGAGAAGUUUCAAUGAGAAAUAUAUCGAUGUUUUAAUUUCUACUAAGGAUGUGAAUGUUGAUUGGUGUUUUACUGGUUUUUAUGGUGAUCCUAACAGCAGAGACCAGGUGAAUUCUUGGGCAUUACUAUCCCAUUUGUGUAAUUCUUAUUAGGGUCCUUGGAUUGUCAUGGGAGACUUUAAUGAGAUUGUAUCUAAUCAGGAGAAGAAAGGUGGGAAUACAAGGAAUGAAACUCAGAUGGCCAAUUUUUGAGAAGUUUUGGCAGAUCGUGAUCUUUAUGACCUGGGUUUUCAUGGACGAUGGUUUACGUGGGAACAUGGCAAUUUUGCUGCCACUAACGUUAGGGAAAUACUGGAUAGGGGUGUUGCAAACCCAACUUGGUGUGAACUGUUCCCGUUUUACCGUAUUGAUCACUUGGUUAGUCCUUGCUCGGAUCAUUGUCCGAUAUUAUUGAAUACAAUUGCCUCUAGACCGAUUCGGGAGGAGGAGGGUUAUAUGGCUUUCAAAUUUGAGGCUGAUUGGUUAUUGGAGGGUUCAUGUAGCAAGAAGGUGGCUACUCUUUGGAGUAUUAAUAAACAUCUCAAUGUCCCUGAUCGUCUUGUAGUUAUGGGACAGGGUUUAAAGAGUUGGGCUGCCAGAGUUAAAAAGGAUAAAAAUUGCCUGCUGAAAAUUCUCAAACAACGGCUUAAUGAUCUUUAUUCGGCUCACCCAUCGGAUACAAAAAUGGUGGAUAUUAUUGAAGCUAAAUUGGAUUAUGGGAUAGCCAUUGAUAAAGAGGAAAUUUAUUGGAGUCAAAGGGCCAGAUCGAAUUGGUUACAGUUUGGGGAUCAGAAUACAAAAUUUUUUCACAAUUUUGCGUCUUAUCGUCAAUGUUUGAACAGGGUUAGAUGCUUGAAGGAUUAUUUAAGGAUUGAACACACUAAGAAUAUGGCUAUGAUGCAUACAACUAUUAGUUAUUUCAUUGACCUUUUCUCUAGUUCAAAUAGUAAAAGGGCGAAUGAGAUCUAUAACUAUGUAACUCCUAAAAUUUUAGCUUCUACUAAUGAUAAGCUAGGCAAGGAUUUCCAAGAGGAGGAGAUUGGAUUGGCGGUUAAAGAAAUGGGAACUACAAAGGCUCCGGGCCCAGAUGGCUUUCAUGCACUAUUUUUCAGCAUUUCUGGGAGGUGAUUGGCACGGAUGUAUCUCAUUUUUGCCUCAUUAUUCUUAAUGACAGUAUGGACUUUGCGGAGGUAAACUUUACAUCAAUUAUGUUAAUUCCUAAAACUCCUAGUACAGAUAGAAUGUCUAUGUUCAGGCCGAUUAGCCUCUACCCGGUUUUGUAUAAGAUUAUGUCUAAAACUAUAGCAAAUAGACUCAAACUUACACUA
This is a messenger RNA of Gossypium raimondii (Peruvian cotton), 2765 nucleotides long. RefSeq lists its product as uncharacterized. Bases 1894 to 2565 code for a protein of 223 amino acids. The transcript is spliced from 2 exons. NCBI's taxonomy places the organism in Eukaryota, Viridiplantae, Streptophyta, Magnoliopsida, Malvales, Malvaceae. The record is from RefSeq and is a predicted model, not a curated record.